AUGAAGACCCGACCUGCGGGGAUCGGCAAUGUCAAUGCCGACUGGAUGGGUUCGCUCCCCUCCAAGCUCAGUGCCAUGCCUCUCAAACACCUCGCCGUGCCAGGGUCUCAUGAUUCUUUUACCUACUGGGUGGAUGUGCAUGCUCCUGUGGGGCCCGAUCAGAAGGCAUAUGUCAAGUACCUGGCCACUAUGUUCAGUGUCUUAGCCAAGAAAGUCAUGGUGAAGUGGUCCAUGACCCAGAAUCUGACAUUUAAAGAGCAGCUGGAGGCAGGAAUUCGCUACUUUGAUCUCAGGGUCUCCUCAAAACCAGGCGAGCCUGGAAAUGAGAUCUACUUCAUCCACGGCCUGUUUGGCCACAAGGUGAAGGAUGGCUUGUUAGAAAUUAACUCCUUCUUAAGCAGACACAGGAAAGAGGUAGUGUUUUUAGACUUCAACCACUACUAUGCAAUGGACGCAGAGCAUCAUGUGUACCUCAUCACCAUGCUCCAGGAAGUGUUCGGCAGCAAGCUUUGUAACAACUCUGCAGUGGAGGUCAUCACUCUGGACUUCCUAUGGGAGAAGAAAUACCAGGUGAUUGUGUUCUACCAUCAUCCAACAGCUCAGAGUAUCCCUGUCAUGUGGCCUGGCAACAAGAUCCCUGCUCCCUGGGCAAACACCACUGAACCCAACAAGCUUAUACAGUUCCUGGAAACAACACUGAGGGAAAGAGCCAAGCAGGGCUCCUUCCACGUGUCUCAGGCCAUCCUCACACCCAGGGUUAACACUGUGGCCAAGGGCCUGGUCUGGGGGCUACGUAACUACCUGGUGGAGAGAAACCUACCAACCAUCAUGUCCUGGGUUGAGGCUCAAAGGCCCGGGGUGGACGGGGUCAACAUCAUCACCUCUGACUUUGUGGAGCUCACUGACUUUGCCAACAUUGUCAUCAAACUCAACAACCUGCUGUUGUCUGAACAGGAUUGCAAACCAAGAUGACACACCAACAAGACAAGCGUGUGCUGACCCACACUGUGGUGGAGGAUGGAGGUUAAAGGUUGGAUAAUAGCUCUUACUGAACGCUGAAAUUCUGGGAACUGGUUUAGUUAAUUUUAAUAAUUAAUAAUAUAUUAUUUUACAUAAGCAAUACAAAAGCUUUGUCAUCAGCUACCACAUAGCUUUCUUUAGCUGACAAGGUUUCAUUGUCUUGUUUAAGGACACUUCAGCAGAAAGAUACACAAGGAUACUGUAUGCCAGAUACCCUCUAGAUGCUUGAAUGACAUAAAACCGUUAAACCUUCCCUUAGAAGAACUCAUCAGCUAACUUUUGGAAUUUUGAACGUCACAGUUUUGGUUGCAGUCGACUCUCAGCCACAGUAUCAUGCACAAGUCCAAAAGAGGGAAGGAAGCUGGAGCUCAGAACAGAGGGCAUGCCUGAGGCAUUUUUUACCAUCGUCAUCGGAUCGACCAAAUCAGUCAUACCACAGCUCUGUCUUCAUUUUCAUCUGGCUGCCUUUCCUACAUUCCCUUUUGAGGGAAAAUUGGAAUAUAUCACGUUGCUACAGAAACAGACUCCCGGCUACCUGUCACAUGGACAAUGGUC
Morone saxatilis (striped sea-bass) is the source of this 1575-nucleotide messenger RNA. It is a transcript of the gene plcxd2, whose product is annotated as phosphatidylinositol-specific phospholipase C, X domain containing 2. Gene Ontology annotation, biological process: lipid metabolic process. The coding region runs from base 1 to 972 and encodes 323 amino acids. The record is from RefSeq and is a predicted model, not a curated record. Gene Ontology annotation, molecular function: phosphoric diester hydrolase activity. The transcript is spliced from 8 exons. NCBI's taxonomy places the organism in Eukaryota, Metazoa, Chordata, Actinopteri, Moronidae.